Messenger RNA from Durusdinium trenchii, 1759 nucleotides. Lineage: Eukaryota; Dinophyceae; Suessiales; Symbiodiniaceae. The record is from the annotation of a GenBank genome assembly.
AGACUGACACUGCUGGACAAUCCCUUCCAGCGCAAUGUCGACCGCACUGCGUUUUUCUAUAUUCCUUGUGGCCUUUGCCGCAGCUCCUUGCCUCGCCAAUCUUGCUCCCGAUGGCGUGUGUGAGAGCGAUAGUGACCAACCGGUGCUUCAGGAGGCGGAGAACCUCCGCACCGAGCUGCUGCAGACGAACGUGAAGUUGCAGCGAGGGAGCGAGGAGGAGAAGCCUGAGGACCUCCUUCACGAGCUCCAGACAGAGACUUUUCAGGCGGAGUCCCAGCAGCGGGACGCGCUACGGCGCCAGGCGGAAGCCAUGGCAGCCGAGACCUCGGCACAGAACGGCAAGGCACUCAAGCCUGAGCCUGAGGGGGCCAAGGAUGGUGUGAAGCCGAAGAAGCAUCAUCAUCAUCACCACAGCAGCAGCCAGAACAAGCUCAUGCAGGAGGCGAUGAUCCCUUUGGGCGCCUUCAUCGUAGGCUUCCUGCUGCUGCUUUUCCAGCAGACGAUUGCUGCGGUGCUGGCGAUCUACUUUGGUGCUCAGGCAGGUUUCAGCCUGUACAUGAAGGUGGUCUUGUCGAACACCACCAUCUCAUCAGAGCUCAACAUCGAUGGCAUUCCAGCCGGGUUCUUGGUCACUGCCAUUCAGCAAGUCGUUGCCUUCAUGGUGCUCCUUGUGGUGGUGGCGGUGCUGUACGUCACGCCGUUCCGCUACACGCCUCGACGCUUGAACACCUGGUCUGAGGUGGCGUGUGUUAUUUUGUUCUCCUUCGCCUUCUCGAUGAAUAUUGGCUUGAACAACUUCAGCCUCUCCUUGUUGGCGGUGUCGCUGAACAUGAUCAUCCGGUCGUGCUUGCCACUGGUGACAUUGGUGUUUCAACAAGUGCUGGGGCCUUGCUUCCCAGACUUAGCCAGCAAGGUCCGCGUGUCCGAGGUUACCUUCAUGGUUGCAGGCGUUCUCUUCGCCGCGCUGGCGACGUUGGCGAAGAGCCACGGCGCCCACAACAACGAGUCUAAGCACUUGGGGCUUGGCGUCUUUGUUUGUAGCCUGUCGGAUGUGGCCUGCGCCGUAAACCUGAUUUUGGCCAGCGUCUUCGGCAGUGUCCUGAAGCCGGCCUUGAAUCCAGUGGACACCAUCUUCUACAUGGCCAUCCCAUGCGCCAUCUUCCUCCUUCCAGCCUCCCUGUGGGUCCUGCACCCAGUGGACUGGCCCAACUUCGGGGACAUUAGCGAUGCCCAGGUCCUGAAGAAGGUCAUGGAGCUCAGCCCCUCCACCGUCAUGUGGGUCGUCCUCUCUGGCGUCAUCGCUGCAGGCUACAAUGUGUUGCAGUACACAGUGGUGCAGAAGUUGUCCGCCAGCCAUGCUGCCUUUGCGGGAAACUUCAACAAAGCUGCAACCAUUUUGCUUUCCAUUUGCAUGGGUUUGGAAUCCUUGCCGGGCGGCGUUUGGACUGCGGUCAUGCUCUUUGCCAUCAUUGGGAACAUCGGUGCCUUCACGAGCUACAGCUUACUGAAGUCCAAUGAGAAAGCGCUGAAGCGCGCGGAGGGCGAGGGAAAGUGAGUGGGCGAGAUCGUGGUGUCGUCCGACUGCGAAUUGCAGCGGAGGUCUGAACAUCAUCUCUUUUGAGUCCCUGACCGAAGAUGCAGCGAAGACGAAGAAUGUCACUGCAGAUGUCGAUCUGGUAUGGGAUUUGUUUUUUGGGAGCUUUCCACAUAUGGCUUGUGAUGUUCAUUCUGGCAUAGGUCACUUCUUCCAAGAUCUUCU